AAACAGAUAGAAACAGCAGCAUAUGAACUUCCUGCAGAUUGGAGACCUUAUCUUAUUCAUUAUAAGAUAUUAAAAAAGCUAAUUCGUCUUGUUGUUGACGAGUUAGAGUCAAGAGGUUUAUCCACCAAAUGGAUCAGCACAUUAGAUACCAAGGAAGCAAUGAAACUUGAUUAUAGUUUGGAUGGCAAUGUCGAGAACCCCCAUCCUUGUAUUAAAAUCACAGUAGACGAUCCUACUUCGAUACCCCCUUCAGGCGAACCUAUCUUACUGAAAUUGAUACCUGAGACUCAACCCAUUAGCACUCAGCCUUUAUCCAUCAAGAUUGAACUCGUUCGUGAUUCCGAAUUUUUCCAUCGUUUGUUACAUGAACUAUCACACGCUGCUGCUCUUCAUGAUACGGAAAAAAGGCGAUUUUUGGGUAACAUUCAUGAUCUUGAGGGUCAACUGACUGUAGCAGCUUCACCCCAUAAAAGUGAUUUAUAUGUCUGGCGAGAAAUCUUUCAUUUGUACGUAGAGGCAGCCAUUUUUAAAGACAUGUGUGAUAAACAGGAAUCAUGUAAAAGAAGUCAAGAGCGACUACAAUGGUUUACAGAAGAAUUAUCUAGGAUGAAUCUGGCUAAUAAACUAUCAUCAAAACGUUCAAGGGCAGCAUUGACCAUGUUCUUAUCUAUUAAUACCCAAUUAGUACAGUUUAAACAGUUUCAAUCAUUAAAUCAGACCGCAAUGACUAAAAUAUUGAAGAAACAUGAUAAGCGAAGUGGACUUAGUGCAACUUCUGAAUUCUCAACAUUUGCCAAAAAUAAUGCCGUAUUCCUCGAAGGAAUCUUGACUUCAUUAUUUAAUGCUGUUCAAGCAAGAAUCAUGACCAUUGUUCCUCAGCCUGAUGAUUAUGAUUGCCCAGUUUGCUAUUCCAUUGCUUGGAGACCUAUCCGAUUACAGUGUGGCCACGUCUUUUGUGUUCGUUGCCUGAUCAAGGCUCACAGAAAGCAACUGUACGAUUGUCCAGUCUGUAGAAUGGAGUUUGCUGUUGGAAACGCAGAUGCCAAGAACUUGGAUCAAUCGCUUCAGAAUUUUAUGCUACUCUAUUUUCCCAAAGAGAUUAAAGAGAAGAGAAAAGAAAACGAAAGAGAACAAGCUGCUCUAAAUAAGCAAAAGAUAUGUACCAAAAGAUACAACAGCACACUUUAUCCAUCUAGACCUCAUAUCACUACAGCGACAACCCAAGUAGCUGCUCGUGAUAAUAAUUGUGUUAUCAUGUAAAAAUACUGUAAAUAAAUCAUUUGUCUGCAUUAAGAAUACAGAAAAAGUAUAAGCCACAU
Molecule: messenger RNA, 1319 nt
Organism: Rhizopus microsporus ATCC 52813
Lineage: Eukaryota; Fungi; Mucoromycota; Mucoromycetes; Mucorales; Rhizopodaceae
Exons: 6
Coding region: 160-1260 (366 amino acids)
Source: RefSeq, a predicted model, not a curated record